CGAAUCAAUGUAUGGAUGCUAUUCCUUCUAAUAGGCCAACUGCAUCUGAUAUUUACGAAGAAUUAUCAGGAUGGUAUAAGAUAUUAGAUAAUAGUAGUGCGACAAAUAAGAAUGAAUUAGCAAUAUUAAAAGCAUUCCAGUCUGCAGAUGCAAUUAUUCCAGCAUUGUCAACCGAACUGCCAGUUUGCCCUAAAGAUAAACUUACAAAAAUAGAUUCAGUCAUCUGA
Messenger RNA from Racocetra persica, 227 nucleotides. NCBI's taxonomy places the organism in Eukaryota, Fungi, Glomeromycota, Glomeromycetes, Diversisporales, Gigasporaceae. The record is from the annotation of a GenBank genome assembly.